AUGGGAUUACACCCCCACCACACCCCCGCCACACCCCCACCACACCCCCGCCACACCCUCACCACACCCCGCCACACCCCCACCACACCCCCAACACACCGCCGCCACACCCACACCACACCCUCACCACACCCCCACCACACCCUCACCACACCCCGCCACACCCACACCACACCGCCGCCACACCCACACCACACCCUCACCACACCCCCACCACACCCUCACCACACCCCGCCACACCCACACCACACCCCCACCACACCCACACCACACCCUCACCACACCCUCACCACACCCUCACCACACCCCCGCCACACCCCCACCACACCCCGCCACACCCCCACCACAGCCCCAACACACCGCCGCCACACCCCCACCACACCCUCACCACACCCACACCACACCCCCACCACACCCCCACCACACCCUCACCACACCCCCGCCACACCCACACCACACCCCCACCACACCCCCGCCACACCCCCGCCACACCCUCACCACACCCCCACCACACCCUCACCACACCCCCGCCACACCCCCGCCACACCCUCACCACACCCCCACCACACCCUCACCACACCCCGCCACACCCCCACCACACCCCCAUCACACCCCCGCCACACCCCCGCCACACCCUCACCACACCCCCGCCACACCCCGCCACACCCACACCACACCCCCGCCACACCCUCACCACACCCCCACCACACCCUCACCACACCUCGCCACACCCACACCACACCCCCGCCACACCCCCACCACACCCCCACCACACCCUCACCACACCCCCGCCACACCCACACCACACCCCCACCACACCCCCGCCACACCCUCACCACACCCCCACCACACCCUCACCACACCCCCGUCACACCCCCACCACACCCCCACCACACCUCCGCCACACCCCCACCACACCCCCGCCACACCCCCACCACACCCCCAACACACCGCCGCCACACCCCCGCCAAACCCUCACCACACCCCCACCACACCCCCACCACCUUCAACAAGCAACACUCAGCCAACUUCUUCCCCAGCCUCCCCUGGGGAAUGAGAGGCUGCAAAGGAGUGUAG
Molecule: messenger RNA, 1077 nt
Organism: Lampris incognitus (smalleye Pacific opah)
Lineage: Eukaryota; Metazoa; Chordata; Actinopteri; Lampriformes; Lampridae
Exons: 1
Coding region: 1-1077 (358 amino acids)
Source: RefSeq, a predicted model, not a curated record